Molecule: messenger RNA, 1780 nt
Organism: Lolium perenne
Lineage: Eukaryota; Viridiplantae; Streptophyta; Magnoliopsida; Poales; Poaceae
Product: FBD-associated F-box protein At5g60610
Molecular function (GO): protein binding
Source: RefSeq, a predicted model, not a curated record
AUUUUCCCUUUCUCACAUUGCAGCAGCGUCGCACCGCCGCAAGCUCCACCCCACAAAGAGAUCCGCUUCCACUCCAGUCCCCACUUCACUCCGCCACUCCGGUCUCCGGCCAUGGCCACCGUCAUCCAGGAUGUCUUGGGCUAUUUCCCCGGUGAGGCGCACGCCCUCGCCGCGUCCUCCUCCCUCUCCGCAGCUGCCGGCUACCACGGCGACGACCGCGUCAGCGCCCUCCCCGACACCCUCCUCCGCAACAUCCUCUCUCGCCUCCCCGCCAAGGACGCCGCCCGAACCGCCUCCCUCUCCUCCCGGUGGCGCCACCUCUGGCGCUCCACCCCGCUCGUCCUCCGCGACGCCGACGUGCCCCGCGCCGCGGUCGCGCGCGUCCUCGCCAGCCACCCGGGCCCCUUCCGCGCCGUCACCCUCGCCCGAUGCAGGUUCGCCUACCACGAGCGUAUGCUCGCCCAGUGGCCGCGCCUCCUCGCCUCCAAGGGCGUCGACGACCUCGUCCUCGUCAACAACGCCAGCGACCCCUCCGCCGACACCCUGCCCCUCCCCGCCGACGUCUUCCGAUGCGCCUCGCUCCAGCGCCUCUUCCUCGGCUUCUGGACGCUCCCGGACACCGCCGGCCUCCGCCGCGGCGCCGACGUGUUCCCUCUCCUCCGGGAGCUCUCCCUGUUCGCCACCACCAUCACCGACGGGGACGACCUCGACUACAUGCUCGCCUGCAGCCCUGCUCUCCACACCCUCGCGCUCAUAUUCAACCAGACGCCCGACCGCGUCCACCUCCGCAGCAAAAGCCUGCGUUGCGUGCUCCUCUGGUUGUCCAUGGUGGAGGAGGGAGUCGUCGUGGUGGACGCCCCGCUCCUGGAGCGGCUUAUCCUCUUUGACUGUCCUCCUGCUGGAUCUGCUGAAGAAGAGGGUCAGGUCAAGGUCAAAAUUUUUUGUGCACCAAAGCUGCGGGUGCUUGGUUACUUGGACCCAAGAAUUCACCAGCUGCAGAUCGGUGACAAAGUCAUCAAGCCUAACGCAAGGCCGAGCCCAAGCACCAUGGUUCCAGGCGUCAAGGUAUUGGCCUUGAAGGUUAAUCUGGGUGUCUCAAAGGAGGUCAAGAUGAUGACCAGCUUCCUCGGCUGCUUUCCCAACGUCGAGAGGCUGCACAUCGAGUCUGUUGUAGCCGACGAUGGACCUGCUGGACAGCAGCACCCGUCCAAGGUCUGGAAGGAGGUCUGUCGCGUCGACUGCCUCAAGUCACAUGUCAACAAGGUGCUUCUCCACCAAUUCCGCGGCCACCAGGGUGAACUUGACUUCAUCAAGUUCAUCGGCAGGAGCGCGCUGCAGCUGCAGGCCUUGCUGGUUGUGCUGACCCCACAAGAUUACGCUUCGCCGGACAAGGUGAACGAGCUGAUGCGCAAACUGAAGGAUCACUCCGGUGUACCAUGGGCUUGCAAGUACGGUUUUCUGCUGGUGGUAGGGCCUAAGCUGCCGAGCGUUUGGAAAUGGAACUUCCGGAAAGCGUCCGACCUUGCUGAAGAUGACCCUUUUGCAUCUUGAACCUGAGGUUGGCUAUAUGUAUUCCCUGAUCCAAACUUCUUGGGGUAAUCACUUGCUGUUCUACAUGCAGGGCAUGUUGAGUCUUUAGACAUCUAUCUGUGUUCUUAACUAAGACAUAGCAUGACUGUAUGAGUAUCUGAAAGUGUUCAAGCUAGCUAGCAGUCCUGUGGUUCAUUCAAAAGAUACCGUGAUCUAUCAUGUUAUCUAAUGCCUUUAUCUGUCUUCUUAA